Messenger RNA from Rosa rugosa (rugosa rose), 960 nucleotides. RefSeq names its product L-type lectin-domain containing receptor kinase S.4-like. The coding region runs from base 1 to 960 and encodes 319 amino acids. The transcript is spliced from 2 exons. NCBI's taxonomy places the organism in Eukaryota, Viridiplantae, Streptophyta, Magnoliopsida, Rosales, Rosaceae. Gene Ontology annotation, molecular function: carbohydrate binding. The record is from RefSeq and is a predicted model, not a curated record.
AUGAAAUGGAAUAUGAUUUGUGUUAAAUCACUGGGUUCUGAAAAAUUGUCCGGUGGACCUCUGCGAACCCAACCCUCAUCGACCAAGCCCUUUGAAGCUCCAGCUCAUCGUCUUCCUCGAAGAGUUCUCCUCACAUCCGACCUUUUUGUUGCUGUGCUCCCGCUCUUUUUGUCGUCCGGCAACGGCGAUGGUAUUGUCGUCGUUUUCGUUCCCGGCGAUUUUGGGUCGAGGUUCUCCGGUAAGGGCCCGUUUGGGCUUGACAGUGAGAAUCGAUUUGUGGGUAUUGAAUUCGACACUGAAAUGAAUGAAAAUGUGAAUGAUGUGAAUGCGAAUCAUAUAGGGGUGAAUGUGGGUAGCUUUGUAUCUCUGACUGUUGGGAAUGUUACUGCAUUGAAUUUGGUGCUUAAUAGUGGAGAAAAGAUGAAAUCUUGGACUGAUUAUGAUGCUAGUUCGAAAAGAUUAGAGAUAAGGUUGAGUAAGUUGGGUGAACCAAGGCCUUAUAAUCCGAUUGUUGCGCAUGGCAUAGAUUUAUUGGAAAUGUGGAAAGAUAAGGAUGUGUAUGUAGGGAUAAGCUCGUCGAAUUCGAAUGGCAGUUCCUCGCAAAUUUGUAGUGUGUAUUCUUGGAGUUUUAGGAUGAGAAAGGUUCCGAGGAUGCAUUCUCUUCCGGUGAAUCCGAGGGGUUAUUUGGAUGAUCAGCAUGGUGAAAAUCCGGGUCUGCAUAAGAGGAUGGUUUGUCCAUUGUCAAUUCUUGCUGGGAUUAUAUUCAUGACUAGGUGUGGAGCUCUGGUUUCAUUUGUCAUGCUGUUUUUGUGGGCUAUAAUUGUUAACAGGCACACGGUUUUCCUUGCUGAAGUGCUCCCAGAUGAGUUUCCGGUGAAGCCUAAUCCUACGGAUUUCAGGUAUGAGAAGAUCAGUGUAGUUGUAGAGGAAGAUGCAGAUGCAGAUGGUGUUAAGAAGUAG